Ctenopharyngodon idella (grass carp) is the source of this 2686-nucleotide messenger RNA. RefSeq names its product probable ATP-dependent RNA helicase DDX41. The record is from RefSeq and is a predicted model, not a curated record. NCBI's taxonomy places the organism in Eukaryota, Metazoa, Chordata, Actinopteri, Cypriniformes, Xenocyprididae. Gene Ontology annotation, cellular component: spliceosomal complex. Gene Ontology annotation, molecular function: ATP binding; zinc ion binding; RNA binding. Bases 145 to 2280 code for a protein of 711 amino acids. The transcript is spliced from 19 exons. Gene Ontology annotation, biological process: mRNA splicing, via spliceosome.
UCACGAUUCUACUGCGCAGUAGCAGCGUAGCAUGCUAGCGAGUGUAAACAAUUCUUAAUUGAAUGUAAUGUAACAUUUAGCUUACAUUUUUAUACUAAAUAUCAUCGCUAAAUUAUAAGCUUAAAGCCAAUAACGUCGAGCACCAUGGAAACAGAAAACGGACCCAAAAAGAGAAACUACUCUGAGAAGUCUGGAUCUGAAGGCUCAGAGGAUGACGACUAUGUGCCGUAUGUUCCUGUUAAGAUUAGAAAACAGCAGAUGCUCCAUAAGGUGAUGCGUCUGCGUGGGAAAGGGCUCACGGAAGAGGAACAGAAAGACAGUGGUGGAGAGCAGAAAGAUGAGGAUGAGGGUCUCGGCCCCCGAUCCAAUGUCAGUCUACUGGACCAGCACCAGCAUCUCAAGGAGAAAGCUGAAGCUCGAAAGGAGUCUGCAAAGGAGAAACAGUUGAAAGAGGAAGAAAAGAUUCUGGAAAGCGUGGCUGAAGGCAGAGCUCUAAUGUCUGUAAAGGAAAUGGCCAAAGGUAUCACAUACGAAGACCCAAUAAAAACAAGCUGGAAUGCGCCACGUUAUAUUCUCGGCAUGCCCCCAGCACGGCAUGAACGUGUACGGAAGAAGUACCAUAUUCUUGUUGAAGGUGAAGGCAUUCCACCACCCAUUAAGAGCUUCAGAGAGAUGAAGUUUCCUCAGGCCAUCCUGAAAGGACUGAAGAAGAAAGGAAUCGUUCACCCAACACCCAUUCAGAUUCAGGGAAUACCAACCAUUCUCUCUGGCAGGGACAUGAUUGGCAUUGCCUUCACCGGCUCAGGGAAAACCCUGGUUUUCACGCUGCCCAUCAUUAUGUUUUGUCUGGAGCAGGAGAAACGACUACCCUUCUGUAAGAGAGAGGGACCCUACGGGCUCAUCAUUUGCCCUUCUAGGGAGCUGGCGAGGCAGACACAUAGUAUCAUUGAAUACUACUGUAAACUCCUAGAGGAUGAAGGGGCUCCUCAGUUGCGCUGUGCUUUGUGUAUUGGGGGCAUGUCCGUCAAAGAACAGAUGGAGGUGGUAAAACAUGGGGUGCACAUGAUGGUGGCCACUCCUGGCAGACUGAUGGACCUGCUGAACAAGAAGAUGGUGAGUCUGGAUAUCUGCCGCUAUCUGGCUCUAGACGAGGCUGACAGGAUGAUUGACAUGGGUUUUGAGGAGGACAUUAGGACCAUCUUCUCUUACUUUAAGGGUCAGAGACAAACGCUGCUCUUUAGUGCCACUAUGCCCAAGAAGAUACAGAACUUUGCCAAAAGUGCUUUAGUGAAACCCAUCACCAUUAAUGUGGGCAGAGCUGGAGCUGCAAGCUUGGACGUCAUCCAGGAAGUGGAAUAUGUCAAAGAGGAGGCCAAAAUGGUUUAUCUCUUGGAGUGUCUUCAGAAGACCCCACCUCCGGUAUUAAUAUUUGCGGAGAAGAAAGCAGAUGUAGAUGCCAUACACGAGUAUCUUCUGCUGAAAGGUGUGGAGGCGGUGGCUAUUCACGGAGGAAAAGACCAAGAAGAGAGAACAAAAGCCAUUGAGGCAUUCAAAGAGGGAAAAAAAGACGUCUUAGUGGCUACUGAUGUUGCUUCGAAGGGUCUGGAUUUCCCAGCUAUCCAGCAUGUUGUCAAUUAUGACAUGCCAGAGGAGAUUGAGAACUACGAAAGAAGAGGCUUUCUCCUGGCAACCCUUCCAAACAUGCCAUACUUGACCUGUCUUUUUCUAAUUUUUCUGAGAAUUACACGGUCUGAUCUUGGGGUGAAUUUGCUGGGAAGUCCACUCAUGGGAAGAACCCAUCCUAGCCCGAUGGCAGCAACAGCUGCUUUUCUAAGAUCAUUGCUGAUGUCUUUCCUCCUUGGCAUUGUGUUAACAAGGCUGAAGGCUCCAGACCAGCAAACUGCCAAAACUGCAGCUUUUAUAGAGUUGGUCACGCUUGCUGAUGAUCAAUUAAUCAAAGUCCACAGAAUAGGCAGAACAGGUCGAUCCGGAAAGACUGGAAUAGCCACAACAUUUAUCAACAAAGGAUGCGAUGAGUCUGUGCUGAUGGAUCUGAAAGCUCUGUUAAUUGAAGCCAAACAGAAGGUUCCUCCUGUACUGCAGGUCCUCCAAACGGGAGACGAGACGAUGCUGGAUAUAGGAGGAGAGAGAGGCUGUACAUUCUGUGGUGGUUUGGGCCACAGGAUCACAGAUUGUCCCAAGUUGGAGGCUAUGCAGACAAAACAGGUCACCAAUAUUGGCCGCAAAGACUACCUGGCCAACAGCUCCAUGGAUUUUUAAUGUUGUGUACUCCUUUGUCUUCACAUCUUUCAUUGAGAGGGGCUUCUGUCAUGUUUUGUCAUUUUGUACAAAAUGUAUUAUUCAUGGAACUGUACAUUGUUUUUUUUUUAUUUUUUUUAUUAUUAUUCAUUUCAGUGAACUUUUUAUUUGUUGCAAAAUACAGUCAAAAAUACAGCUUUGUAUAAGUAAAAAUAUAUUAAAGUUAAUUGGUUCCCUAGAGUUUUCAGCAGGUUUUGCGCCGUAUUGAUGUUCAUGUAAUUAUGUAACAGCUAAAGUGUUACAGUAUUUAUGUUUUUGACAGUUAAUUGUUUAUUUGCUACACAUCCAGUGUAAAUAUGUGACUGUCAAUUCAUGCGCCCUCUUUGUUUUAUGAUGCAAACUGCAAAUAAAUUCUUCUUUGAGAUUA